Psylliodes chrysocephalus is the source of this 1586-nucleotide messenger RNA. The record is from the annotation of a GenBank genome assembly. NCBI's taxonomy places the organism in Eukaryota, Metazoa, Arthropoda, Insecta, Coleoptera, Chrysomelidae.
ACUUCUUUGGAUAUGUCAAACAAAAUUGAACUUGGCCUUAAAUGUCAUUUAAAAGCACCCUAAAAUUUGUCCCGCUCCAGCCCCUGGCUAUCCGAACUCGCCUACAGUGUGGUUGUAAGUGUUCUGUGAUUUGUUGAAAGUGGUGUUUUUUUUUAAAAAUUUUAAAAACUAUUUUUUUAUGGAAAAACAUGAGUUUCGUACCACAGAUUUAUCGAAAGAUUCUGUCCUUACGUCAAAAUCUCCUUAGAAAAGUAUACUCUGUAAAUAAAAAUGUAGACCAAGAUCAAAAUUAUUUAGCAAGACGAAUUUUUCAAAAAAUUGAAAUAAAGGGCCCAAUUACCGUAGCAGAUUAUAUGAAGGAAGUUUUAACUAACCCAGCAGCUGGUUAUUACAUGCACAGGGAUGUAUUUGGCGAGGCAGGAGACUUUAUAACAUCUCCAGAAAUAUCUCAAAUUUUUGGUGAAAUGAUUGCUGUAUGGUUGAUUAAUGAGUGGCAAAAAAUGGGAUCUCCAAAGCCUUUUCAAAUUAUAGAAAUGGGGCCAGGAAGGGGAACAUUGGCCAGUGAUAUCCUUAAAGUAUUUAACCAUUUUAAGCUUAAUCAAACUACAUUGCACCUAGUAGAAGUCAGUCCACAUCUAAGUGAGAUUCAAGCUAAAAGGUUGUGUGGCCAUAGCACUUUUGUAAAAGAACAGGAGACACCUUAUAGACAUGGUACAGCAAAAGAAGGUGUUGAGGUUAAUUGGCAUAAACAGUUAUGUGAUGUACCAAAAGGAUUUUCACUUUUUAUUGCACAUGAAUUUUUUGAUGCAUUGCCUAUUCAUAAAUUUCAGAAAACAAACAUGGGGUAUAAAGAAGUACUGAUUGAUAUUGACAUUGGAACAGAUAUAAGUAACAAGUCUGAGCAUCCCAAAUUAAGGUAUGUGCUUGCUCGUAACCCAACACCUAUACAACAUUCAGUUAUAAAUUCCAAUGAAAAACGAGACCACUUAGAGGUUUCUCCAGAAAGCAUGCUCCUAUACAGGGAUAUUUGUGAAAGAAUAAAGAAUGAUGGUGGUUUGGCUUUGAUUUGUGAUUAUGGCCAUGAUGGUACAGGCACAGAUACAUUUAGAGCAUUCAGGAAGCAUAAGCAAGUUGAUCCAUUGGAAUAUCCAGGGUCCUCCGAUUUGACAGCUGACGUCGAUUUUAAUGCCAUUAAACAAAUGGCAAGCCAAGUUGAAGGCGUCCUUACAUUUGGUCCAAUUACUCAACGGGAAUUCCUCCUUAAAACAGGUCUUGACGUUCGAGUACAAAGAUUGAAACAGACAAUAACAGACCAAAAACAGUUGGACAAUAUUACUGAGUGUUACAAAAGUUUGACUGAUACUGAUAAAAUGGGCGAAAGGUUCAAAUUUUUUGCGCUUAUUCCAGAAACCAUGAAGCCGAUAUUGGAUGUUUAUCCUGUGGUGGGAUUUUCGGAAAAAUAAGUUAUAAAUAUUUUUUACUGCUGUUUGACUGUGAUAAUUUUAAAAUAAGAAUAAAUAAUUUUGUAGAUGACUUGUAACUGUAUUAUUGUAAAUAACAUAUGUUUCCUAUUGUAUUUAUAUUAU